GCCCACCUCUGGGACCCUAGACCCCGGAACCCCCGCGGCUCCACCCAGUGUCCGGGUCUCGCCGUCCCCACGCGUGCGCUCGUGGGUCCCGGACCUAGGGCCCCUGCGUUGGGGGCGGGGUGUCUGAAGCUUCGACCCAAGAGGUGGUGGACUGGAGCGCCCCUCUUCCUUAUGCCCUCCUGUGCUGGCACUCCCUCCCGGCUUCCAGCAGAAUCUUGCAGUGUGCCAGUACCCCCCUUCCUGGGCUGCAGGGUCUGGUGCCGGUACUGGGACACAGCCGGCAAGGCUGAUGGAAACGGAUUUCCAGAACGAGAGAACUGCACGUGCAAAAGCAGGGAGAGUGGACAGGUUGGCACCAGGGCUCCAUGGGGAAGGGGCCAGAGCUGAGCCCCGCUUAACUUGAAUGUAGGGGUGAGGAGCUCAGAUGCCAUCCCCAGUGUGCCUGAAAGCCCUGAAGGCCCAAGCUGGGCAGCCUGCCCACACCCGGGAAAAGUGGGACCAGGAAGGGGAGACAGCAGAGGAGUGGGGACUGACUCUGCCAAAGGUCCAAAGAGGCUCCUACCCAGCCUUACACCCUCUGGGACUCUGGAUCCCUGGGGGGCAAAUAGGAGCACCUUUGUGAGGUAGGGAUAAUUCAGUACCUCCCUCAGGGGUUAAUGGGAGUCCCUGAGACAAGACACAAAGUCCUGGUGGGUAGUUAGCUUUGGGCACUCUUGGAACUUCACAGCUGUGGGCAACUUGUAGACAAGAGACAGCGGUCUUCAAAACUUGGGGGUGCCUUCUGCCAUGAUCAUAGCAAGGACCUUUGCUUUUGAGUGGGGGUGACUGAUCCAAGCUGGCUAGCACCCUGUAGGUGGAAAGCCUACCUGAGAGCCUCAACUCCUGGAAAGGUGGGGAACAGCCUGACCAAGCCCAUAGUAGCAAGACCAGGUCUGACCAUUUCUGGGAUUUAUGGUCCAGCAAGUGAGUCCUGAGACCAAGCAGGAAGAAGUGGGCAGGGCUGAGGCACAGGUGAACCCAGAAGCAGGGGAAGGGUUCCCUGGUGCUCAGGGAGGGGGCAGGUGGGGCAGGUGGCAGCUGAGUUUUAUGGACAUGCCUUGGUGACAAGUGGGGGAAAGAGCAAAGGUAACCUAGUGACUUUGGGUGCCUCCUCACCUGAAAUGGAUGUUUCAAGGGCAGGUAAGAUCGGGCCAGGCAGUGGAUGGGCCUUCCCCAACUUUGUCCUUCUUUCUUCCUGCUCUCCUUGCUCUCAGGCACCCACCCAAGGCCCUUCAUGGAAUCUGGACUAGAUCAAGGGUACCUUAGCCCCACCUCAAAUUAGACUUCAGGAAGAACUUCCAGGGGGGAAACAGAGGGGAAUGGCAGUGGGAUGGACUGAGGAAAGGUCAUUUGUAAACAAGACAGUUACACUUUGUCCUGGGCCUUCCAAAGUCCAUCCAUAAGCUGCAUCUUCCAGAAGACCCACCUUAUGCCUUGAGGACACCUUUGCUGCACUGAUCUAUUGACUAGGUGCCCCAUCCCCCCAGCCCAGUGCCUUACAGGGCCUUAGAGUAAUGGGGGAUCUCCUGAGGCCAUGCUCUUCUUAGAACUAAGUCCGGGAAGGGGGUGGGAGGCCACACAAAUUCCCCUACCUUCUGCUUGACCUUGAUGAGACCUUGGCUCCUCAGUUUCUCAGACUUCUGUUGGGCAUGACCUCAGUGCCACUGGGCCAGGGGUGGGGGUGGGGGAACCUUUAUGGCUGCUAGGCACGGGCUGUGGCAGGGCUGUGUGCCUGGCUUCUUUCUCCCCCAACCCUAUUAGUCCCGGGCUGGCCGCCGGCUCUUGUUCACCACAGAGCUGGGUUUCCCUGGGGACCAGUGGACUGGCCUAGCCCCACACUCCCGCCACAGCCCCUCCUGGCCACAGCUCACACUGGGAGGAGGGGUAGAGACUGAGCCACCUCCUGGACCCUGCCCUGCCUUUCAGGGCCUAGCAGCCUCCGUCCACUGCUGGGCUGAGAGGAAGGAAUUGUGUUUGUUUUUGGAGGAGGUAGCUCUCCUGAGACUGCCAGCCAGGGUGGAGGUUGAGGCCAGAGGGAACCCUGUGUCACUCCCAUUUGAGGAAGAAGAAAUCCAAGGACCAGGAAGGCUCUAAUUGCUCAAGGUCCUAGAGGCAGUUCCAGCUGGCAUGGCAACUCCAGCAUCGCUAAGAGCAGCAGGAGACCCAGCCCCAUGGGGGGCGCCCUAGACCUCCGACAGACCAACCAUCUGUGGCCCUGCCUGCCUGCUGGUCCUCAGGUCACUCACCAUGGGUGGCUGCUUCUCCAAGCCCAAGCCAGUGGAACUCAAGAUUGAGGUGGUGCUGCCUGAGAAGGAGCGGAGCAAGGAGGAACUGUCGGCUAGCGGAAAGGGCAGCCCCCGGGCCUACCAGGGCAAUGGCACAGCCCGUCACUUCCACACUGAGGAGCGCCUGCCAGCCCCCCACCCCUACCCUGGCCCUCAGGACUGCGUGGAGGCUGCCGUCUGCCAUGUCAAGGACCUGGAGAAUGGCCAGAUGCGGGAAGUGGAGCUGGGCUGGGGGAAGGUGUUGCUGGUGAAAGACAACGGAGAAUUCCAUGCCUUGGGCCACAAGUGCCCACACUACGGAGCACCCCUGGUGAAAGGAGUGUUAUCCCGUGGCCGGGUGCGCUGCCCCUGGCAUGGUGCCUGCUUCAACAUCAGUACUGGGGACCUAGAGGACUUCCCAGGCCUGGACAGUCUGCACAAGUUCCAGGUGAAGAUUGAGAAGGAGAAGGUGUAUGUCCGGGCCAGCAAGCAGGCCCUGCAGCUGCAGCGAAGGACCAAGGUGAUGGCCAAGUGUAUCUCUCCAAGUGCUGGGCACAGUGGCAGCACCAAUGUGCUCAUUGUGGGUGCAGGUGCUGCUGGCCUGGUGUGUGCAGAGACACUGCGGCAGGAGGGCUUCUCGGACCGGAUCGUCCUGUGCACGCUGGACCGGCAUCUCCCUUAUGACCGGCCAAAACUCAGCAAGUCCCUGGAUGCACAACCUGAACAGCUGGCCCUGAGACCCAAGGAGUUCUUCCGUGCCUAUGGCAUCGAGGUGCUCACUGAGGCUCAGGUGGUCACAGUGGAUGUGAGAAACAAGAAGGUCGUGUUCAAGGACGGCUUCAAGCUGGAGUAUAGCAAGCUGUUGUUGGCGCCAGGGAGCAGCCCUAAGACCCUGAGCUGCAAAGGCAAAGAGGUAGAGAACGUGUUCACUAUCCGGACGCCUGAGGAUGCCAAUCGUGUGGUGAGGCUGGCCCGGGGCCGCAACGCAAUUGUCGUAGGAGCUGGUUUUUUGGGUAUGGAGGUGGCUGCCUAUUUAACUGAGAAGGCCCAUUCUGUAUCUGUGGUGGAGCUUGAGGAAACACCCUUCAGGAGGUUCCUGGGGGAGCGCGUUGGCCGUGCACUCAUGAAGAUGUUUGAGAACAAUGGGGUGAAGUUCUAUAUGCAGACAGAGGUGUUGGAGCUGCGGGCCCAGGAGGGAAAGCUGAAGGAGGUUGUACUGAAGAGCAGCAAGGUCAUUCGGGCUGAUGUCUGCGUGGUGGGCAUUGGUGCGGUGCCUGCCACGGGUUUCCUGAGGCAAAGUGGCAUUGGUCUGGAUUCCCGAGGCUUCAUCCCUGUCAACAAGAUGAUGCAGACCAAUGUCCCAGGUGUGUUUGCAGCUGGUGAUGCUGUCACCUUUCCUCUUGCCUGGAGGAACAAUCGGAAAGUGAACAUCCCACACUGGCAAAUGGCUCAUGCCCAGGGGCGGGUGGCAGCCCAGAACAUGCUGGCUCAGGAGGCGGAGAUCAGCACGGUGCCCUACCUGUGGACUGCCAUGUUCGGCAAGAGUCUGCGUUAUGCGGGCUACGGAGAAGGCUUUGACGACGUCAUCAUCCAAGGGGAUCUAGAGGAGCUGAAGUUUGUGGCUUUUUAUACCAAAGGUGAUGAGGUGAUCGCUGUGGCCAGCAUGAACUAUGAUCCCAUCGUAUCCAAGGUGGCUGAGGUGCUGGGCUCUGGUCGUGCCAUCCGGAAGCGGGAGGUGGAGCUGUUCAUGCUGCACAGCAAGACUGGCGACAUGUCUUGGCUCACAGGGAAAGGAUCCUGAGUUCGAGUGUAGUGGACUUGGGCAGGCAUGCUGGGGUACAAGGAACAAAGGCCAAGCCCUGGGGGCAGGUGCCAAUCUCCAGUUUCCCAGCAUCCAGGGCAGAAUUUGAGCCCUCCCAAUGCUUGCCUUUGGCUGCCUGGAUCCCUUCCAGGACGGCCUCUGCUGCCUCCAGAAGAUGCUCACCCAUCAGGGCCUCAGCAUCCACUGACAUCUGGCACUGGAGGUGGGACAGGCCCUGUCUCUUUUCCCUCUGUUGGGACUGGUCCCCUGGAGGACCCUGCAACAUGUUAGACAUUAUCUUAAAAUUAAAAUGCACACAUUUGCAGA
Marmota monax (woodchuck) is the source of this 4431-nucleotide messenger RNA. RefSeq names its product apoptosis inducing factor mitochondria associated 3 (gene Aifm3). The coding region runs from base 2287 to 4104 and encodes 605 amino acids. The record is from RefSeq and is a predicted model, not a curated record. Gene Ontology annotation, cellular component: cytoplasm; mitochondrion. Gene Ontology annotation, molecular function: flavin adenine dinucleotide binding; 2 iron, 2 sulfur cluster binding; oxidoreductase activity, acting on NAD(P)H. NCBI's taxonomy places the organism in Eukaryota, Metazoa, Chordata, Mammalia, Rodentia, Sciuridae. The transcript is spliced from 21 exons. Gene Ontology annotation, biological process: execution phase of apoptosis.